Symbiodinium natans is the source of this 825-nucleotide messenger RNA. NCBI's taxonomy places the organism in Eukaryota, Dinophyceae, Suessiales, Symbiodiniaceae. The record is from the annotation of a GenBank genome assembly.
AUGUCGGCCGCAGUGUACGCCGUCCACGCGGCCAGAUGGGCACGGACCAACCAAAGGGCCACGAUCCAGGAUUGCUCAAGCCUCCGCCGGCCUUCGACCUUCAGCAGGUGCACCUGGGCCACCACGCCGAAGUCCCCGAAACACUACACCGACGUAGUCUACAACAGCUUCCUCAAGGAGUGGGAGCAGGAGCAGGCGCGACUGCUUUCUCGCUGCUGGCGCGGUCGGCUUAAGGGCCUACGCCAGGAGGUCGCUUCCCGCACCAAGGCUGUAAAGCAGUGGACGCUGCGCAACCCCAUCACGACUUCGAGCCUGGCGGGGCUCGUCUCAACUGUCGCUAGCGACUUCCUCGUGCAACGCUACUUCGAGAAGCGUGAGUCCACGGAUCUUCGACGCAGCGCCAUCAUGGGCUUUUUCGGGCUCAGCUAUAUUGGCUUCCUUCAGCACUUCCUCUACACAGGCUUCUGGCCGAUGUUUCUCAAGGCUUCCCGGCUUACCGGCCCCAAAGCCGUGGUGUUCCAGGUCUUCGGAGAUCAGGGCAUCUACAUGCCCUGCGCGUAUCUUCCCGUCUUCUAUACUGUGAAGGAGAUGGCUGGACCGACCGGGCUCUUCAUCACUGCCCCCGAGGCGGCAGUGGCGGGCGUGGCUCGGUACUGGCAGAACGUAACCUCCGACCUGCAGCUUUGCUACUGCUACUGGCUUCCCAUGCAGGGCAUCAGCUUCAGUCUCAUCCCCACCGCCUUGAGGGUGGUAUUUAUGUCAGCGGCCUCCCUCGGGUGGCAACUGGGCCUGGGAGCUGCCAUGCUCCGAUCUUCUGGUGGUUGA